UUCCAAAACAAAUUCCUUUACGGGCCUCGUGAGUUCCAUUUUGGGCAUAAACGCCGUUACCACGUUACGUGGACUGUUAACGUACUUUCCCUCCCCGUAUCAAAUUAGGCCUCUGGUCCAAAAUUGUCCACAAAUAGAUUCCGGGACUACCCAAGAUAUUAAUUGCCUACUUGGCACAGAUAUAACCCUUUUUAUUACUCGUCCCUUCAAAACUUCACGAUUCGCAUUCCGUUUUUAGGCUGUGCUUCAUCAAUUCUUACCGAAAACUUAUAUUAAUUUGGAAUUUUCUGUGAAACCUUUUUUUUUCCCUAUAAUUAUCAAUCUGCGACAAUUUAGCCAUUGGUAUAAUUUUCAAACUUAAUAGUAAAUUUUAGGAAGAUAAACUUUAUCCAAAGUUAUCCAACAAUCAGAAAAGAAAAUGCCACCAAAGAAGGUUACCAAAGCUAAAAAAGGGGCAGAGAGUGAUCCAGCUCCAGUAGUCAGCGAGGAAGAAAAUGGUGUAGAAGAAACACAUACCACCGAGGAGACUGAAGAAGAUGUAGAGGCAAUGCCUAAACAGAAGGCAGGGAAAAGGAGAGGUGCACAGAAAGAGAAAAACACUCCACCACCCAAGAAGUCAAAGGCUGUUUCACCCGUACCUAAGGGGAAGACUGCAACUGAUGAAAAGGCGACUAAAAAAGGUACAAAGAAGGCUGAAGAUACCAAGGAAGAAGAACAAACUGAGGAAAAUGAAGAUGAGAAAACUGUCGAAAAACCAGACAAAAAUAAGGGUGGGAAGAAACCUAAAGGGCGUAAAGCCAAAGGUGAUGGCCAAGAAAAUGGAGCUGAUAUGGGAACCAGGCCGAAGAGAGAAGCCUUUCAAAAGGCUGUAGAGCUUGUGGCUACAAAUAAGCGCACAACUAAAAAGAUUGUGAACAGAACCAAACAAAACAAACCGAAUCCUGAUUUUAAUUAGUUCGAAGAGAACUAAUACUCGUUAAAAGAGAUGUACAACAUAAUUUGUCGUUUUAUAAUAACAAAGUUUUUAAUUGUAUUUAAAAAAAAAAAAAACGUGUACACCAACUUUAUUCAUGUCAAACA
Molecule: messenger RNA, 1080 nt
Organism: Cimex lectularius (bed bug)
Lineage: Eukaryota; Metazoa; Arthropoda; Insecta; Hemiptera; Cimicidae
Product: ABC transporter F family member 4-like
Exons: 8
Coding region: 419-955 (178 amino acids)
Source: RefSeq, a predicted model, not a curated record